This is a messenger RNA of Boleophthalmus pectinirostris (great blue-spotted mudskipper), 750 nucleotides long. RefSeq names its product tRNA methyltransferase 10 homolog B-like. The transcript is spliced from 6 exons. Gene Ontology annotation, biological process: tRNA N1-guanine methylation. NCBI's taxonomy places the organism in Eukaryota, Metazoa, Chordata, Actinopteri, Gobiiformes, Gobiidae. Gene Ontology annotation, molecular function: tRNA binding. The record is from RefSeq and is a predicted model, not a curated record. Gene Ontology annotation, cellular component: nucleoplasm; nucleus. The coding region runs from base 259 to 675 and encodes 138 amino acids.
UAGAACAACGUGGAAGCAACUGGGAACGAGAACAACUCAGCCACGAAGCUGUUAUAGUUGCAAAGGGUGGACCCACAUCAUACUGUAUAUUUGCUGUAGCAGGACCAGAAGUGGAAGCUAAACUCCAAUCGGGAGAUCAGCAGACUGUCGGGGCAGAUCAGACGCCUCUAUGGCUCAAACAAAAAGGCGUCUCAACCAUUUCACCUGUUUCUGACAAACCUGAGAGAGGACAGCCGCCUGUACAGAGAGUGUGUCCGAAUGAACGAUGGUUUCCUCAACUACUCUAUGGACAUAACAGAGGAAAGCUGUUUGGAUCUUUUCCCACCAGAGACAAUUGUUUACCUCACACCAGAUGCUGAACAAGCCUUACAGUGUGUGGACCCUGACAAAGUUUAUGUUCUUGGUGGACUUGUGGAUGAAAGCAUUCAAAAGAAGUUGAGCUUGGGCAGGGCCAGUGAGUUGAGUGUUCUCACAGCCAGACUCCCAAUAGACGAAUACAUGAUCAAGAAAAACAACUCAAAAAACUUUCACUCUAAAAUACUGGCUAUUAACCAGAUUUUCGACAUCUUAUUGACUUUCUGUGACACUGGCAGCUGGACAGAGGCCUUCAGAUUGUGGUUUCCUUUAGGGAAGGGGUACACCGUUGAUCCAGAUAUUACAAAAUCUCAAAGUUAGUGUGAGAUUAUAUCCUCUCUUUCACAUUUAAUUGAUUGAUUGGUGCGCUCUGUAACUUGAACUUGACAAUGUUAU